Molecule: messenger RNA, 1531 nt
Organism: Scomber scombrus (Atlantic mackerel)
Lineage: Eukaryota; Metazoa; Chordata; Actinopteri; Scombriformes; Scombridae
Gene: pak1
Product: p21 protein (Cdc42/Rac)-activated kinase 1
Biological process (GO): regulation of axonogenesis; regulation of MAPK cascade; regulation of actin cytoskeleton organization
Cellular component (GO): cytoplasm
Molecular function (GO): protein serine/threonine kinase activity; ATP binding
Source: RefSeq, a predicted model, not a curated record
AUGUCUGAUAAUGGGGAGGUCGAGGACAAGCCCCCAGCUCCGCCCAUGAGGAACACCAGCACCCUGAUUGGCUCCUGCAACAAGGACCCCGCCCCCCUCAACCACGGCUCCAAACCCCUCCCGCCAAACCCGGAGGACAAGAAGAAGAAGGACCGCUCGAUCCGGUUCAUCCUGACCGGAGGAGGCGAUAAGACCUAUAAGAAGAAGGAGCGGCCGGAGAUUUCUUUGCCGUCUGAUUUCGAACACACCAUCCAUGUCGGCUUUGAUGCUGUUACCGGGGAGUUUACUGGCAUGCCGGAGCAGUGGGCUCGGCUCCUGCAGACGUCGAACAUCACCAAGCUCGAGCAGAAGAAGAAUCCCAGGCGGGUCCUCGACGUUUUAAAGUUCUACGACUCGAAAGAGACGGCCAACAGCCAGAAAUACAUGAGCUUCACAGAUAAAAGUGCAGACGCCUACAGCUCCUCCACCACAGCGAUAUACACUCGCUCAGUGAUCGAGCCCCUCCCCUCCUCCCCGACCAAAGAUGCCGCCACCUCCCCGAUUACCAUGCCGACCGCCUCCACCGCUGCUGCCGCCGCCGCCAACAACAACAACACCGACAAAACCAGGAAGAAGAAGAUGUCAGACGAGGAGAUCCUGGAGAAAACUAGGACGAUCGUCAGUGUGGGAGACCCCAAGAAGAAAUAUACACGCUUCGAGAAGAUCGGACAGGGGGCGUCUGGGACGGUUUACACAGCUAUCGACAUCGCUACAGGACAAGAGGUCGCCAUUAAACAGAUGAACCUGCAGCAGCAACCGAAAGAGCUGAUCAUCAACGAGAUUCUGGUGAUGAGGGAAAACAAGAACCCGAAUAUAGUCAACUACCUGGACAGUUACCUGGUGGGUGACGAACUGUGGGUGGUGAUGGAGUACCUGGCCGGAGGUUCGUUGACUGACGUCGUCACGGAAACCUGCAUGGAUGAAGCCCAGAUAGCCGCCGUGUGCCGAGAGUGUCUGCAGGCGUUGGAGUUCCUCCACUCGAACCAGGUCAUCCAUCGAGACAUCAAGAGUGACAACAUCCUGCUGGGCAUGGACGGCUCCGUCAAACUCACUGACUUUGGGUUUUGCGCUCAGAUCACUCCGGAGCAGAGCAAACGCAGCACCAUGGUCGGGACUCCGUACUGGAUGGCUCCGGAGGUCGUGACCCGUAAAGCGUACGGCCCCAAAGUGGACAUCUGGUCUCUGGGCAUCAUGGCCAUAGAGAUGGUGGAGGGGGAGCCGCCGUACCUGAAUGAAAAUCCUCUCAGGGCGCUGUAUCUCAUCGCCACCAACGGGACGCCGGAGCUGCAGAACCCGGAGAAACUGUCGACGACAUUCAGAGACUUCCUGAACCGAUGUCUGGAGAUGGACGUGGAGAAGAGAGGGUCGGCUAAAGAGCUGCUGCAGCAUCAGUUUCUGAAGAUGGCGAAGCCUCUCUCCAGUCUGACUCCGCUCAUCGUGGCGGCCAAGGAGGCGGCCAAGAACAACCGCUAGCGAACCUUUGCACUAGUUC